Messenger RNA from Perca flavescens (yellow perch), 3109 nucleotides. RefSeq names its product exostosin-1. The coding region runs from base 725 to 3043 and encodes 772 amino acids. Lineage: Eukaryota; Metazoa; Chordata; Actinopteri; Perciformes; Percidae. Gene Ontology annotation, cellular component: membrane. Gene Ontology annotation, molecular function: glycosyltransferase activity. The transcript is spliced from 13 exons. The record is from RefSeq and is a predicted model, not a curated record.
UUGUUUAACGCAUCAGUUAAUCCUGGAUGGAUGCGGUGGAUGUUAUCGCGGCUGUUCUGGCCAGAUGAUCGUGUGUCUACAUUACGUUCACACCGAGGAUACCUGCUGACAGAUAGCUGUGUGCUCGCCCCCCCCCCGGGGGCCGGAGUCCUCUCGUGCAAGUGAGAAUCACUCCGUGGUCUUUUUUUUUUUUUUAUUCUCGAGGAAAGUUUGUAACAGGGACGCGGUGGAGGAUGAAACCAGCACACAUUUUGAGGCUUCCCUACGGACGCAGAGCUCAGUGACUACUCCUUGCACACGUGCUUUAAAAAAAAAAUAAAAAUCAUAAAAAAUACUUUAUGAUUUGUGGAUGGGUUUGUGAGCAGGUGUUCAGGGGGUGUGUAGCUGGAGAAUGUGUAUCCGGACGGUGGAGUCGUGCUCGGGCUGGAGGGGAGAGCAGAUAGGCUACCUGUCCCUUCCUGGGACCACAGGUGUUCCCUGUAAACAGUGACUCCAAAAUCCAAAAAUGGUGAGCUGUGGAUAGAGAGGCUGCUCUGUGGGUGGAGCUGACCUGUGUCUACCUCCUCUCCUCAUCAUUUCCUAGUUCCUCCCCUUUUCCCUUUUUUAUUUUUUUUCCUGCUCUUCAACCCUCUACCUUCUUACUACUCUUCCUCCUUUUUUUUUUCCCUAUAUCUAUCCAACCAGCCUCCUCCUCUCCACCCCCCCCCCCUCCCCCACAGCACACAUGCAGGCCAAGAAGCGGUACCUGCUCGUGUCUGUGGGGGCCGGUCUUCUCUUCCUCGUCUACCUGUGGGGUCUGCAAAUCGGGGAGUUCCAGCAGCAGCCGUACCAAUAUCACCAGUUGCCCCAGUACCCCCAAUACCACCUGUACCCCCAGCAGGAGUACCAGUACUACCACCAGAGCCAGGAGGUGUACCAGCCCCUGCCCCAGAGAAGCCCGUCCAGACCGUCCAGGCACUGGCCCGAGUCCACCCAGCUGCUGGAGCCGUACCUGGAGGGGGGAGAGCAAGAGGAGGACAGCCCCCAGCUCCAUCACCAGCACACCUCGCCUCGCGAACGGCGUGCGAUCCGCGACAACAUCUACAAGAACAAGCGCUGCCGCAUGGAAACCUGCUUCGACUUUGCACGCUGCCAGUCGGGCUUCAGGGUCUACAUCUACCCGGCGCAGAGAGGGGACGAGAUCUCCGAGACCUACCAGAAGAUCCUGUCGUCCAUCGAGGAGUCUCGCUUCCACACCACGGACCCCGCGCGGGCCUGUCUGUUCAUUCUGGCCGUGGACACGUUGGACCGGGACCAGCUCUCGGCUCAGUACGUCCAGAACGUCCGACUCCGAAUCCAGAGCCUACCGACGUGGAACGAUGGAAGGAACCACCUCAUAUUCAACCUCUACUCCGGCACCUGGCCGGACUACACCGAGGAUCUGGGCUUCGAGGUGGGCCAGGCCAUGCUGGCCAAGGCCAGCGCAGAUGUGGUCAACUUCCGACCCAACUUUGAUAUCUCCAUCCCUCUGUUCUCCAAGGAUCACCCGCUGAAAGGAGGGGGCAUAGGUUAUCUGACGCUCAACGAUGCGCCGCCUUCCAGGAAGUACCUGCUUGUUUUCAAAGGGAAGCGUUACCUGACGGGCAUCGGUUCUGAGACGAGGAAUGCUCUGUAUCACAUCCACAACGGGGAAGAUAUUAUUCUGCUGACCACGUGUAAACAUGGCAAGGACUGGGAGAAACACAAGGACUCUCGCUGCAACAGAGAUAAUGAAGAAUACUCAAAGUUCGACUACCAGGAGCUGCUCCAUAACUCCAGUUUCUGCCUGGUGCCCCGGGGCCGACGUCUUGGAUCCUUCCGCUUCCUAGAGGCCCUGCAGGCUGCUUGUAUCCCGGUUAUUCUGAGUAAUGGCUGGGAGCUUCCCUUCUCUGAAGUCAUCGACUGGAGGAAAGCCGCCAUCAUUGGAGAUGAGAGACUCCUGUUACAGGUUCCCUCCAUUACCCGGUCUGUGGGCCGUGACAGGAUCUUGGCUCUCCGCCAGCAGACUCAGUUCCUCUGGGAUGCCUACUUUUCUUCUGUAACCAAAAUCGUCUUAACUACUCUGGAGAUCAUCCAUGACCGUGUGGAUUCCCAUGUGUCCAGAAACCGGUUGUUGUGGAAUUCUCUACCUGGUGGUCUCUAUGCACUCCCCCAGUACUCAACUGACCCUGCCCAGUUUCCUUUUUAUUAUGCCAUACUGGGGAAGAGCCCGUCGCAGCAGUUCACAGCUGUGAUCCAUAUGGUUACUCCUCUGCAGUCCCAGAUUUCCCCCGUGGUGAGGCUCAUCAUUGCUGUAGCCAAGUCCAAGUUCUGUGCACAGAUUGUGGUUUUAUGGAACGGCGACCAGCCUUUACCUCCUAGGAACAAGUGGCCCUCCACCAGUGUGCCUCUCACUGUCAUUGAAGGACAGACCAAGACGAUGAGCUGUCGUUUUUCCCCCCAUGACGUCAUCCUCACUGAUGCCGUUCUCAGUCUGGAUGAAGACUCGGUUCUCUCAACAAACGAGGUGGAUUUUGCCUUUCUUGUAUGGCAAAGCUUUCCAGAGCGUAUCGUUGGUUAUCCAGCAAGGAGUCACUACUGGGAUAGUUCCAGAUCCCGAUGGGGCUACACCUCCAAAUGGACCAAUGACUACUCCAUGGUCCUCACGGGGGCAGCUUUCUACCACAGAUACUACCACUACCUGUUCACCCACUACGUCCCUGCCAGCCUGCUGACCAUGGUGGACCACAUGGCUAAUUGUGAAGACAUCCUGAUGAACUUCCUGGUGUCGGCCGUUACUAAGCAGCCGCCAAUCAAAGUCACACAGAAGAAACAGUACAAGGAAACCAUGAUGAGCCAGGGCUCCAAGUCGUCUCGGUGGGCCGACCCAGACCACUUUGCCCAGCGACAGACCUGCAUGAACGCCUUCAGUCACUGGCUGGGUUUCAUGCCCCUGGUGCACUCCCAGAUGAGGCUGGACCCUGUGUUGUUCAGGGACCAGGUUUCCAUCCUGAGGAAGAAAUACAGGGACAUUGAAAAACUGUGAAUGCACAAGGAUACACACCCAAUCAUUGUGUGUGAUCCAGAGGCCGUGACAAGAAUCCACACACUG